This is a messenger RNA of Solanum stenotomum, 698 nucleotides long. Its product is annotated as light-harvesting complex-like protein OHP2, chloroplastic. Gene Ontology annotation, cellular component: chloroplast thylakoid membrane. The coding region runs from base 113 to 610 and encodes 165 amino acids. The record is from RefSeq and is a predicted model, not a curated record. NCBI's taxonomy places the organism in Eukaryota, Viridiplantae, Streptophyta, Magnoliopsida, Solanales, Solanaceae. The transcript is spliced from 2 exons.
UAUCCACAAAACAGCUUUCACUAUCCAGUUUCUGAUUAACAGUUGAACCAUAUUCUUCCACAAAACUUUCCCUCCCCUUCUUCAACAAUCCAAAAAAAAAUUGACAGAAAAAAUGUCAGUAGCAUCAUCUUCUUCCUUCCCCUGCAUCAAAAUUCAAAACCCAUCUUCUUCUUCUACUUCCUAUAAUUUCAGAUUUUCUACUACACUUACCAUUAGGAGUUCUCAAGCUGAUGGCCCUUUAAGAAGACCUAUGGUACAACCCCCUACCCCUGUGAAACCUACCCCACCAUCACCACCUUCACCUUCAUCUUCUUCGCCUCCGCCUAGUGCUCCGCCUAAGCAGGUUGCAGUGGAGGGCAAAAAUGUAAUUACAAUGGAAUUCCAGAGGCAAAAGGCUAAGGAGCUUCAGGAGUAUUUCAAGCAGAAGAAGCUUGAGGAAGCUAAUCAAGGUCCCUUCUUUGGGUUUAUUGGCAAGAAUGAAAUUUCUAAUGGCAGAUGGGCAAUGUUUGGUUUUGCUGUUGGGAUGUUAACAGAAUAUGCAACUGGUUCUGACUUUGUGGAUCAAGUUAAGAUCCUUCUCUCAAAUUUUGGGAUACUAGACUUGGAAUGAGGUUCCUCUAUAUCCACUAAAUCCUGCCAUAAGAUACUCUCCUUUGUAAUUUUCUGUAAAAGAAAUACAAUUGCUUCCUUUCAAAUUU